AUCUAUCGUUCAUCGUUUGUCCACCAACCGCACUGCCGGCACAAAAACUCACGCUCCUCCUGCCCAAAACCUCCAUUUUCUCUCUUGCAGAGACACACGAGCAGCAGCCGAGGGAACAGAGUGAACGAGGUCGUCUGAAAAUCAGAAUACGAGGUCAAGAUGAGCACCUGCUAUCGCUGUAACGAAGAAGGACACUUCGCAAGAGACUGUCCUCAAGGUGGAGGCAGUCGAGGUGGAGGAGGUGGUGGUGGUUAUCGUAGUGGAGGAGGACGUGGUGGCGGCGGUGGGGGCCGCGGAGGCGGUGGCGGUUCCGGAAAAUGCUACAAAUGUAACCGAUUCGGACACUUCGCAAGGGACUGCAAUGAGGAGGAGCGUUGCUACAAAUGCAAUGGAACAGGUCACAUCGCACGCGAUUGUACUUCUGAAGGAAACGACUCCCGAGAUGAUGGAGGCCGAUCAUACUCCCGAGGUGGCGGUGGAGGAGGAGGUGGUGGAAGAAAUUGUUACAACUGUGGUGAACCCGGACAUAUUAGUCGCGAUUGUACCAAGGAGCGUGGUUCAGGAGGAGGAGGUCGCAACGAUGAUUACUAAUUUUUCUGCUGCCAACAAAACGUCGUUCCGUCCGCCACUUCAUUCACAAUUCAUUCCAUGGAACCCCAAAAAACGUUAAUUGAGCCUUCUUAGUUUUCAUCGUUUUAUAAAAGCAUAAAACAAUUAAAUAUAUACACACCUAAAUGACGCAAAUAUUGCCGUCAUAAUUAUGAAGUUGUUUUGAUAUUUCCCAAUCUUGUUUUCGUGGGUAGGAGGAAGUGGCGUUCGUUUGUUUUAUUACUUCAAUGUUUGCAUUAUUGUGUCUAACAUUGAAUAAAACCUCAAAAAAACAUCGAA
Molecule: messenger RNA, 888 nt
Organism: Folsomia candida
Lineage: Eukaryota; Metazoa; Arthropoda; Collembola; Entomobryomorpha; Isotomidae
Product: CCHC-type zinc finger protein CG3800
Exons: 8
Coding region: 160-591 (143 amino acids)
Molecular function (GO): zinc ion binding; nucleic acid binding
Source: RefSeq, a predicted model, not a curated record